AUGGAGAAACCAAUAGAUAAUAGUAAGGAUGAAGAAGUGGUGGGAUAUAAAGAGCAACAGGUAAAGCCAUCAGUUGUAACUGAUGAACCUUCAACAACAACGAAAACAAGAUAUUUAAUUAUCUUCAUUAUGAUUAUUUUCAUUAUAACAUUAGGAUAUCCAUUAUAUAUUAUAACUACUAAUAUAUACAGAGCUGAUAUUCCGUCUAUUCAGGAAAUUGACAACAUCAAUGAAUUGGUUAAGUUUAAUAUACCCUUAUAUGUUAAUGGUAAUCAGCAAGUGGAUCAAUCUAUUCUUAAUCAACAAUUGAAUCAAAGAUAUCCUAAUCUUAACAACAAUUGGGUAAUAGAAUUAACUAAUGAACCUGUGACUGAUGGUUAUACUAUUAAUUUACACGUAUCAAGCGAUGAUAAUAAUCGUUAUGAUGUGUUGAAUAGAAUUGUUGAUGUAUAUACAAAAAAGGAUGAAGAUGUCAAUGAUUAUAUUGGGAAAGUACUUUAUGAUUCAUUAUUUCAAUAUGAAUUAAAUAAGAUCAAUUCAAUUAUUAAAGGAGAUACAAGCUAUGAAGAUAGUGGAGUUGCUUUCCCAUAUAAUCCUAAAUUCAAUAUUGUUAUUUCAUUAUUGGUUGAAAAUGGUAUUUCAAUCAAUUGGGAAAUAGACCAAUUAUUAAUACAAUAUCAAUCAAUAUUAAAUGGCUUAUUCAAUCAUUAUUCCAAUUUCACAAUCACAUCACAAGUUCAAUAUUAUUCAAAAUUAUCAAAAGAUUAUCAAUUAACCAAUUAUACAAUUCAACAAGAUGAUUUAUCAACAUUUAUUAAUUUUAAUGAUUGGAAUUUAGAUAAUGUUAAUAUUAAUCCAACUAUUAAUUUCUUGAUCUAUUUCCCAAGUUCCAAUUAUCAAGGUAUACCUUUAUUGAUUGAAAAUUCAACUACUAAUUCAUUCCUUGUACCUCAAUGGGGUGGCGUAACUAUUUUGAAUUGCUUCGAUAAACCAGUAAUAAUCACUAAGGAUAAACCAAUUACAAUUACUCAAGAUCAUUUAACAACAACAAUNCUUUAUUGA
Hemisphaericaspora subhashii is the source of this 1062-nucleotide messenger RNA. Its product is annotated as GPI17. The transcript has a single exon. Bases 1 to 1062 code for a protein of 353 amino acids. NCBI's taxonomy places the organism in Eukaryota, Fungi, Ascomycota, Pichiomycetes, Serinales, Debaryomycetaceae. Gene Ontology annotation, cellular component: GPI-anchor transamidase complex. The record is from RefSeq and is a predicted model, not a curated record. Gene Ontology annotation, biological process: attachment of GPI anchor to protein.